Molecule: messenger RNA, 573 nt
Organism: Chaetura pelagica (chimney swift)
Lineage: Eukaryota; Metazoa; Chordata; Aves; Apodiformes; Apodidae
Gene: TNFAIP8L1
Product: tumor necrosis factor, alpha-induced protein 8-like 1
Exons: 1
Coding region: 13-573 (186 amino acids)
Biological process (GO): negative regulation of TOR signaling; regulation of apoptotic process
Cellular component (GO): cytoplasm
Source: RefSeq, a predicted model, not a curated record
CCCCCUGCAGAGAUGGACACCUUCAGCACCAAGAACCUGGCCCUGCAGGCCCAGAAGAAGCUCUUGAGCAAGAUGGCUACCAAGAGCAUCGCCAACGUCUUCAUUGACGACACCAGCAGCGAGAUCCUGGACGAGCUGUACCGGGCCACCAAGGAGUACACCCACAACCGCAAGGAGGCCCAGAAGAUCAUCAAAAACCUCAUCAAGAUAGUGAUGAAGCUGGGCGUGCUCUACCGCAACGGGCAGUUCAGCCCCGAGGAGCUGCUGGUGAUGGAGCGGUUCCGCAAGAAGGUGCACACCUUGGCCAUGACAGCUGUCAGCUUCCACCAGAUAGACUUCACCUUCGACCGGAGGGUGAUGUCGGGGGUGCUGACGGAGUGCAGGGACCUGCUGCACCAGGCUGUCAAUGGGCACCUGACAGCCAAGUCCCACUCCCGCAUCAACCACGUCUUCAACCACUUUGCGGACUACGAGUUCCUCUCGGCGCUCUACGGGCCGGCCGAGCCCUAUCGCACCCACCUGAAGAGGAUCUGCGAAGGGGUCAACAAGAUGCUGGAGGAGGACAGCAUAUGA